Messenger RNA from Xyrauchen texanus (razorback sucker), 5435 nucleotides. RefSeq names its product stereocilin. Lineage: Eukaryota; Metazoa; Chordata; Actinopteri; Cypriniformes; Catostomidae. Gene Ontology annotation, cellular component: kinocilium; cell surface; stereocilium tip. Gene Ontology annotation, biological process: cell-matrix adhesion. The record is from RefSeq and is a predicted model, not a curated record.
AUGGGCAAGUUGGGAAUUUUUGUGGUUUUUAUUUUACUGGGACAGAUAUCAGCCAUAGCCAGAGGGAGAAAAAAAGAGGACCAAAGGGAAGAGAUUUUGAAAGAGUUGGUGGAGAUAUGGAGAAAUGGUGGAGGCUGGAACCCUCACAAAGUAAAGCCACCACCAGAAAGACGACAAGAUCAACAAAUUAAUUCUAUAAUGAGCAGCAUAAUGGGAGGUCUCAAGUUUCUAGGUUUUAUGCCAAAGUGAAGUACAGGUCUGCCGUCUCUAAACAAAUCCUUUAAUCGAAACAGACUCUCAGAAUUCCUUUAUAACAUCUCCAUGUACCUCCAAGAGAUGAGCAUGGAGUUAGAUGAUCAGCAGCAACCAUUUGGUGAUGACCAGUUUUGGGAGAACCUACUUUAUUCUUUGCUUCAAACUGGAAGAGAAACAUCACUUGGACUAUGGGAUGGGGAAGCUCCUCCGCGACCCACUUUCAGGCUUCAGGAUCUGUUUCUGUCCCUCAGGGGCAGCCCACAUUGGGAUGGGCUUCUAGGUGAAAGCAUUUUGACCCUUACUGAGCGGCAGCCGCAAAAAACCAUCUUGACUUUUGUUUCCCAGAACUGGAAGACCAUCAGUGCUUUGCUCGAAACGGUUCUUCAAGCUCUGGUCAGUGGGACCUAUGGCCAAGCCGUUGCAGGUUUGCAGGGUUUCAUCUGUGUCCUGAAAGGACGAAAUGAUUGUGCCUUCAACCUGAGAUGGCUGCAGCAGCUCCUUAGCUUUAUGGAGACCAGGAACUGGAAACCUGUAGUCAGUGUACAUCCUUUAAGUGUGGAAAACAAUCAAAGAGAUACUGCCCCCUCUACAGGACGUUUUAAGACCUUCCUUGUGCCACCUGAGGUGCUAUUUGAGGAGCAACACUUGUGGAAUCAAACAGGUGCUGAUUCCGAGAGCCUUUCUUCUAUGCAAGCACUGCUUCUCCAAGCUUUAUCAAGGUCAAAUGCAGGAGAAAGGGCAGUACAGUUCACAGAGUGUAAUCCUUCACUCCUGCAGGGCUUGGAUAACCUCAGACGUGGAUUCCUGCACAAUGUUGGCCGCAGUGUGUAUGGUAAUCUGAGAAGAAAAGUGCUGCAUAUGACCAAGACUCUGCUGGAUGACGUAAGCUGCAUGAUGGGAGAACCACAAUACAGUCACCAUGGAAGAUGCUCUGUAGGCAAUGACCUCAGGCAAUUAAUUUUAUGGGGAAUUAGACACAAUUUGACAUGGAUUGCUCAAGUAAUGGGCUUCAGCUCAGAAGGUUUGGCCAGCAGGCCAUCUUUCGUGUCCUGCCCCUCUCAGGAGAAAAAAAGGACUUCGAAACAUCAGCCCUCAUCUAGAACAUCUAGACUAUACCAGCUCCAGACAAAUGUCCAUGAGCAGAGUGAUUUGGACCUCUUACCCUCAGCAGAGACUCUGGAAGCUGCCUGUAAUGCCUCAAUCCCUGGUCUCAUGGGGGUUUCAAAUUGUACCAUUUUCCUUUAUUGUAAUCUCUUUGAGGGAAAGGAUGACUCACAGGACCCUGAAGUCAGCCAUUUUGAGACAGACCUGCAGGCAACCUGCUCUGAUGCAGCUUGGUACCUCUCUGCAGCAGAAGACGAUUUUCUUUGGGUUCAUGUUUGUAGUGAAUAUUUUGCUCAUGAGUUCAACAAAACUGUCUGUGCUAACUCUACAUUCUGGCUUCAACAUGCCUAUCAGGUAGAAGCUUCUAAGGAUUACCAGUACCUCAACCAGACAAGCAUUGAUGACCUCUGUCUUCAGCUCUCUAAGGAUGUUUCCAGGGAAACUCCUACAGAUGCCACUGAGGAUUGCUUAGCACUGCUGAGCAGCAAAACUUUAACUGUCCAAGAUUUCAGAAGAUGUUUUCUGCCCAAUGAAACAGCCCUAAUUGCCUCUUUGUGUGGUAACGAGUCAUCUCAAUCACCCAAAGAUGGAAGCUGGGCAGCAGAAUACUGCUCUAAGGUCAUCCCUAAUCACACUUACAGUGACUUCGAAGACAGGCCCUGUGACUACACAAACUGGGAGAUUGAAAAUUGUAUUAACUCCACAGCCCUUGAGCUUUGCAGCAGUAAAGCAGGCCUGAAUGAUUACAUUUGCAAAAAUACCACACUGUACCUCAUGCUAGUUCACAAGCAUCCUUCAUUUUUAGAAUACUGUUUGAACUCUGAAGGGAAGCAAGGCAGAACGUGUGUCCUAAAGCAACUCUUUGACAUGCUGCCAGCCCCCUAUGAUUAUGACACCUCUCAGCUUUGGGUCAAACUGCCCAUUCUGCAGGAAGCCAUUCAUAUGCUUACUCUAUGUCAAGGAGUAGUGAAUGAACGCACAGGUCGGUUAGCUGCAGUGAGCUAUUUGCUUCGAGUGUUGGAUUUUAUGGUUGGGAUCUCAGCAGGUUUGGAAGAGGGAGAAAGGGAGGUGCGUCAGGGCCUAGGCCAGGCCAUUCUUCUUUCUAGCCUCCAAGACAAUGCUUCUUUCUGGGCUACUCUAAGGCCUGAUGCAUCCAUAAGUGUACUCCGCACUGUUGGUGUCUUCCUCAAGAGAGAGCAAAACUAUUCGCUAAAGGAAGACCUUUUUACCUGUUUCAGUCCUGUCCUGUGGGACCUCAUUCAGAAGGAGGGCAACUCUUCCGCUUUAAGAUUUCUAAUGCAGGAGUACCUACAGAUGCCUAGAGAAAGUAUUCGCACCUUCGUACUGUCAGCAGAAAAAGACGCUGUGAAAAGAUUCCUUUCCCAUGUUCAUCAGAGUUGGGAUCAGCUUCAAGUGGAAACAACACAGGUAAACAAAUGACAUCCUAAGUACUCUGAACAAGAGGCCAUGGAGACCAUGACAGCUGCUUUCAUCCACAAGUUUCCUCAUGUCACACCUGUACUCUUCAUCGACCUUUCUCAGUUUAUACCAUACAUGUCUGUCUCUGACAUUAUGACAUUUCAAGCCUCGCUGAUGGCCAAUGAAAGUGUACUGAUGGCAAUUAGUGAUCACAGCUCUGAGAUGAAGUCUCCACAGAAACAAGCCUUUGUAAAACGGCUGUUGCAAUCCAGCUUAACUGGAGAAGUUCUUUCAUGGUCUCCAUACUUCCUUAGCUCCAUUUUGCCCCUACUGCCCUAUCCCCCAGUUAGUCACUUUCUGCAACUCACAUCUCAGCAACGUACUCCCUUAAUGGAGAUGCUGGGAAAUAGCAGUUUGGAUGCUACAAGGGGGCGCCAUGUACUUCGUACUGUCUUCAACACGGGGAAAAACCUCUCAAGCGACAACAUAAUGAGGGUUGGAGUUCUCAUAUGUUACCUGAAUUCAGACGACUUGCAACAGUUAUUGUCUUCGUCAACUCUCUCAUCAACAAUGUGGGAAGAGCUGGCACAAUGUGUAACAGAGGGACAUGUUAGUGGAAGUGGCAGACUGUCGCAUUGGCUUGGAAUGGUCCUUAAACCUUUAAAUGCCAGUGUUUUAUCAGCUUCAGAAAUGGCCUCAUUACAUGGUAUGCUGCCACAAAUUGGUGCUUCAUUCUUGGAGCCACUGUCCUCAGUUAUUGGAUCUUGUAACUCUGCCGAUCUUGUAAGUAUGCCAACUUUCCCACCUGCACAGGCUUUCCAGAUACUGAACAAAAUAGCAGAGGAAACAAAUGCUCAAAUGCUGUUCAAAAUGAUUCAUCAGACCGUAAACAUCACAAGAGACUCAAUAAUAAAUGUAGGUUGUAUUGCAGGUGGCAUGAGCUGUGAAUGACUGAUACACUGGGUAAAUUAAUCAGGCUCCACUGAAUUGUUGGAGUUUAUCACCAAGUUACCAGGAGGAAUUAGACCAGCUUUGAGGAAAUGCAUUGUGAGAGAAAUUAGGAAACGGCCAGACAUUGAUUUAAAUUAUUUGGACCCCUCAUUUGCAGCAAGACUACCACUGACCAUGUUGGAGCACCUGUCUAACUCCUCACUCAUAAGAAUACUGGACCAUGUUCGACAACACUUUAUUGAUUUUCUUCAACUACCACGACACAAGCAAAUGGCUUUGGCUGAGAAAGCUAUCGAAGUACUUGGAAUAUCGGAAGAUGACCUCACUGGAGCCUCCAUGGACAUGCUUGGUCCUCUUCUGCCCUUCCUGGAUAGGGAUGUUUUAGCUCAUGUCGACAGAGAGGCUCUGAAACUGCGACUAGAGGAGUUGAAACAGUAUUGCCUGCCCUCUGACUCCUUCAGACAAAUAUCAGCUUUGCUAACAGGGAGUAACAUGAUGGGAGAACCGAAAACAUGGAAGGUUGGAGAUGUUGAACAAGUGGGUAGACUUGUGUUCGUGCUUUCACCUCAACAGAUAAGAUCACUACCACUGGAUGAUUUAGGUAAAGACAUAGUCGAGCAAGUUCUUCAGAGUCAGUGGCUUUGGAAAGACAGUGAAUUAGGUAAAGCUUGUUUGGACCAGAAAGGACUACGAGAGAAGAUCAAAAGCCUCAUACAAAGGAUUGUGAAAGGUCGAUGGUGGAUGAGAAGGGGCCCUGUCCCAAGCUGUGCAGAUAUUAAAGGGACGUUUCCCUCUGCCUGAAGGGCCUAUCAGCUUAAUCGAAUGAAUAGGAGAGAGCUGAAAGCUUGUGUUGAAUUCAUGGGUCAGGAUGACACACUUGAUGCCGAGCAGCGUGAAGCACUUUGGAGUGAACUCAGACCAGUUCAUAAGCCAGUGAGGCAGCUCAAACCAGAACAGGUGUUGGAACUAGGAUGUAUAGUGACUGAGAUGGGGGAAAGAGAGCUACAGGCUGCCAACUUUUCCAAUCUGGCUGUUGUGGCCUAUCUUGUAAGCCUCAAUGGGUGGAGCACAAAAAAGUAAAUGACAGCAGCGGUUCUUGGCAUAAUGAGGCGACUUAAACGUAAGCCUGAAGAACUUGGUGUGGUGGAGCUUGUUUCCCUUGGACAUCUGCUUUGCGGCUUUAAUUCUUUGGAAAUUUCCCGUCUAGACCCUUUCAAUUUGAGUGUGGCAACUUUGUUUCUGGGGGAGAUGCUACUGCCAUGUUCUGAGCUACAGACCGAAGCGCUGACAUCACGCCUAUCCAAUCCCCUGGGCUUUGGUCCAGUCAGCAGCUGGGGCUCUGAGGUCUUCACUGAGAUUGGGACUUUGGCAGCUGGGCUUGAGGACAUGGCAUCGACAACAGCAGCAAUAGCCCUAAUACAUCCAAGAAAAUUGUCUGUGGUAUUUAGUGCCACUCAGCUGUCAUGGCUGAGUUCUGAACAGGCGUGUGCCGUGACAGAGGAGCAGUGGGCGGAACUAGACAAUGAGCAAAGACAAGCGCUUGGCAUGGCACAGUAUGAAGAUGACCUCAUGCUUGGACACAGAGGCAGGAACCAGGCUCCAUCAGUACAGUUUGCCAACAGCUUCGCAGAGUAUUUAUUACUUUUUGUCUGUAUAUUGUGGAAUCUAUUAUAAAGAUUAUAACCUUUAGUUAUUUAUUUGUUCCU